AUGAAGGGUGCUAUUGCAAUGAUGGCUGCGUCGGCGGCUUUGGUGGCGGCGACACCGGCUCAGAUUCAGGCGAGGGCUUCUGCUUCUUCCUCGGCGGCUGCUUCUGGUACUAGUUCUGGGUCUUUGCCUACGGUUACUGUCAAGGGCAAUGCCUUCUUUGCCGGCAGCAACCGCUUCUACAUCCGUGGUGUGGAUUACCAACCCGGUGGCUCCUCAGGCGCAUCCGACCCUAUUGCAGAUAUCAACAGCUGCAAGAGGGAUAUCCAGGAGUUCCAGAAGCUUGGGAUCAACACUGUUCGUGUGUACACGGUCGACAACACUGCCAACCACGAUGAGUGCAUGAGUGCCUUGGCUGCCGCUGGCAUCUACCUUGCUCUAGACGUCAACACGCCCAAAUACAGCUUGGACCGUGGCGACCCAGCACCAUCAUACAACCCAACCUACCUCCAGAGCAUCUUCGCCACCAUCGACGCUUUCUCCAAUUACACCAAUACUCUCCUCUUCUUCUCCGGAAACGAGGUCAUCAACUCGGACAACACCACCAACUGUGCACCCUACGUCAAAGCCGUGACAAGAGAUAUGAAGCAAUACAUUGGCGAGCGUGGCUACCGAUCGAUCCCUGUCGGAUACUCGGCCGCCGAUGUCUCCAGCAACCGAUACGAGAUGGCUACGUACAUGAACUGCGGCACUGACGACCAGCGAUCUGAUUUCUUUGCGUUCAACGAUUACUCGUGGUGUGACCCUUCCUCGUACACGCAAGCCGGGUGGGAUCAGAAGGUGCAGCAGUAUGGCAACUACAGCAUUCCACUUUUCUUGUCCGAGUACGGAUGCAUCAAAGGCCCCCGUAACUUCGAGGAAGUCUCUGCUCUCUACGGCACGGACAUGACGCCCGUCUACUCCGGCGGUCUCGUCUACGAAUACUCCGAAGAAGGCAACAACUACGGCCUCGUGACCAUCAAUGGCGACGGCGUGUCCGAAACUACCGGCUUCACGAACCUCGUGACCGCUUUCAAGAACGCUCAGGUCUCUGGCGACGGCGGGUACAGAUCUACUGGCACCCCGAGUACCUGCCCGGCUCAGAGCGAUAUUUGGGAAGUCACUGCUUUCUCCGGCCAGGAACUUCCCGCUCUACCAUCCGGCGCCGCUCAGUACAUGAAGAGCGGUGCCGGUACCGGCCCUGGUCUCACUGGCAAUGGAUCCCAAAAUUCAGGUGGUCAGAGUUCGGCUACUGCUACGCCUGGUAGUGGUGCUGUUACGGGCGCUGCUUCGCACUCUGGUACCUCCACAGCAUCUGCUUCCAGCGCCGCACAGGCUCUGCUGGUCGGUGAGCUCGGCGUGGCGCCUUUCGUUUGCGGUGCGGUUGUGUUGGUUAGCACGCUGUUUGGUGCUUCGCUUUUGUAA
Messenger RNA from Recurvomyces mirabilis, 1401 nucleotides. It is a transcript of the gene GAS5, whose product is annotated as 1,3-beta-glucanosyltransferase. Lineage: Eukaryota; Fungi; Ascomycota; Dothideomycetes; Mycosphaerellales; Teratosphaeriaceae. Gene Ontology annotation, molecular function: 1,3-beta-glucanosyltransferase activity. The transcript is spliced from 3 exons. The record is from RefSeq and is a predicted model, not a curated record. Gene Ontology annotation, cellular component: plasma membrane. Gene Ontology annotation, biological process: fungal-type cell wall organization; fungal-type cell wall (1->3)-beta-D-glucan biosynthetic process. The coding region runs from base 1 to 1401 and encodes 466 amino acids.